CUAAAACUAGAGGCCUAAAAUCGCCAGCCAUCUUCACUUGUAACUUGUAAAUGAGCCCUGUACUGCAUCUUCUAAAAGGAGCGAACCAGUAUAAAACCGCUUUACCUUAUCCUAUCCUACCUCCGCCAUCUCCUAAAUCCUAAUUUCAUUUCCUCAUCGGCAAAUCUCUCCCACCAAAUACCAAUCCCACAUACACCUCGUACUAUUGCAUUUACUCAACCUACUUCACUCUCUUCUUAAUUAUUAUCUCAAGUAUCGCUUUCCUCCAUCUGAAAUCUCAGUUCCAUAUUCUCAUUCUAUUCAUUGAAUUUUGGUUUCUCGAUUGCUGAAAGUUGCUUAGAUUGAAUUAUACUGAUUUUAGGGAUGUGGGUGAUGGAUUUUAUGAAUGUUUAACGAAUUUAAUCCGAAUUCUGCUCGUUGUGUGAACUUGAUUUGGUUAUUAACAUGGCUCCGAAAGCUGCCAAAGGAAAACCUCAUAAGGCUAAGGGCGAGAAGAAGAAGAAGGAAGAGAAAGUAUUACCAACGGUUAUAGAAAUAGGUAUAGAGACGCCGGAAGAAUCCCAAGUGACGCUAAAGGGAAUAUCUACGGACAAGAUCUUAGAUGUUAGGAAGCUUUUAGCUAUCCACGUGGAGGCAUGCCACUUGACCAGUUACUCCUUGUCACAUGAGGUGCGUGGACCCAGGCUAAAAGAUACCGUUGAAACAGCCUCUCUAAAACCAUGUCACUUAACGGUCGUUGAAGAGGAUUACACCGAAGAACUCGCCAUCGCACACAUCAGACGAUUGCUGGAUAUCGUCGCCUGCACCACCGCUUUCGGUGGUUCGUCUACUCCGAAGAAUGCCGCCUCCACCUCCAGUCGAGCGACAACUAACCGACCAGAUUCCAGUGAUGGAGAGAUUAGUCAGGAUAAGAAGUCGAGUAGUGGGGCUAAAUCGCCGGAGACGGAAGUUUCCAUCAGUUCCGAUCAGUCUGACAAGGGUGACCGUGACCCCAUGGCGGAGAUUUACCCGCCGCCGAGGCUUGGGCAGUUCUAUGACUUUUUCUCGUUCUCUCAUCUCACACCGCCCAUCCAAUACAUUAGGAGAUCUACUAGACCCUUCCUUGAAGAUAAAACAAACGAUGAUUUCUUCCAAAUUGAUGUAAGAAUUUCUAGUGGAAAACCAAUGACAAUUGUUGCUUCUAAGAAAGGGUUCUAUCCAGCUGGAAAACAUAUUCUUUUGACUCAUUCUUUAGUUGGUCUACUGCAGCAAAUAAACCGAAUCUUUAAUGGUGCAUACAAAGCUCUCAUGAAAGCAUUCAUAGACCACAACAAAUUUGGAAAUCUCCCAUAUGGUUUUAGAGCAAACACAUGGAUUGUUCCUCCAAUUGUUGCUGAUAAUCCCUCACUUUUUCCACCACUUCCUGUAGAAGAUGAAAAUUGGGGAGGGAAUGGUGGUGGACAAGGGCGAGAUGGUAAAUAUGACGAUAAACAUUGGGCAAAAGAGUUUUCAAUUCUAGCAGCAAUGCCUUGUAAAACUCAAGAAGAAAGACAAGUUAGAGAUAGGAAAGCUUUUCUACUUCACUCCCUAUUUGUCGACAUUUCAGUGUUAAAAGCAGUUUCUGCCAUUAAAAAUCUUGCUGAAAGUAGCAGUUUUUCCUCAAAAAGUCACACAAAAUCAAUUUUACAUGAGGAAAAAGUUGGAGAUUUAGUUAUUAGGGUUACAAAAGAUCUCUCAGAUGCAAACACAAAGUUGGAUUCUAAAAGAAACUUGCUUAAAGGCAUAACAGCAGAUGAGAGCACUACAGUUCAUGAUACUUCUACUUUGGGCAUAGUGACAUUGAAAUUGAGGAUCAAACCUGAAGGAGGUUCUAAUGCUUUGAAUGUCAAUAGUUUGAGAAUGCUAUUACACAAGUCAUCUACACCAAUACAAAGAGUUCAAGGUGCAGAUGUUGAAGAUUUGCACUCUGCAAAGCUUUUGGUGAAGAAAGUAAUGGAAGAAAGCCUGAAGAAAAUGCAGGAAGAAGAAGAAGAAGAAGAUUCUAGAAACUUAAAAUCUAUCAGAUGGGAGCUUGGAGCAUGCUGGAUGCAACAUUUACAAAACCAAGCUUCUGGAAAAUCAGACUCUAAAACUACUUCAGAAGCUAAAGUAGAACCAAAAUCAGCUGUUAAGGGUUUAGGAAAGGGAUUACUGAAGGAAAUUAAGAAAAAAUCUGAUGAUAAAAGCAACAAAAUUGAACAGGAAAUUACAACAAACAAUAAAUCAGAUGAUAUUGAAGAGAUGAAAAAGGUGGAUGAAGAAAAGGAAAUAAUGUGGAGAAAACUGCUUCCUGAAGAAGCCUAUUUGCGCCUUAAAGAAUCAGAUACUGGUCUCCACCUUAAGUCACCUGAUGAGUUGAUUGAAAUGGCACAUAAGUACUAUGAAGAUACUGCUCUCCCAAAGUUGGUGGCUGAUUUUGGUUCACUUGAACUUUCACCUGUUGAUGGAAGAACUCUGACUGAUUUUAUGCACACAAGGGGUUUGCGAAUGUGCUCCUUAGGGCGAGUGGUUGAACUUGCAGACAAGCUUCCUCAUGUUCAAUCACUCUGUAUCCAUGAAAUGGUUGUUCGAGCAUACAAACAUAUCUUACAAUCAGUUAUUUCAUCAGUUGACAAUAUUACAGAUUUAUCUGUGACAAUAGCAUCAUGCUUAAAUAUAUUGUUAGGCAAUAACAAUGACUUCAAAUGGAAGUGGAUUGAAUGCUUUUUAUCAAAGAGAUUUUCAUUUCAAUGGAAAACCGAAUCUCAUACUGAAAAUCUUCGUAAGUUUUCCCUUCUUCGAGGCCUUUCACACAAGGUUGGUCUUGAGCUUGUUCCUAGAGACUAUGAUAUGGAUUCUGAAUCUCCUUUCAUGAAAACAGAUAUAAUCAGCAUGGUUCCUAUAUAUAAGCAUGUUGCAUGUUCAUCUGCUGAUGGACGUACACUUUUGGAGUCAUCUAAAACAUCUUUGGAUAAAGGAAAACUGGAGGAUGCUGUUAACUAUGGAACUAAGGCACUUGCAAAAUUUGUAUAUGUCUGUGGUCCUUAUCAUCGAAUGACUGCUGGAGCAUAUAGUCUUUUGGCUGUAGUGCUCUAUCACACUGGAGACUUUAAUCAGGCUACUAUCUAUCAGCAAAAAGCUUUGGAUAUUAAUGAGAGGGAGCUUGGACUUGAUCAUCCAGAUACAAUGAAAAGUUAUGGUGAUUUAGCUGUUUUCUACUAUAGACUCCAACACACAGAGCUAGCUCUAAAGUAUGUGAAUCGUGCAUUGUAUCUUUUACAUAUAACAUGUGGACCUUCUCAUCCGAAUACUGCUGCUACUUAUAUCAAUGUUGCAAUGAUGGAAGAAGGUUUAGGAAAUGUCCAUGUUGCCCUUAGAUACCUUCAUGAAGCUCUCAAGUGUAAUCAAAGGCUUCUUGGAGCUGAUCACAUUCAAACUGCUGCUAGCUAUCAUGCUAUAGCAAUUGCUCUCUCUUUAAUGGAAGCAUACUCCUUGAGUGUUCAGCAUGAACAGACUACUCUGCAGAUUCUUCAAUCUAAACUUGGACUUGAAGAUCUUCGUACUCAGGAUGCAGCUGCAUGGCUUGAAUACUUUGAAUCCAAGGCUCUUGAACAACAAGAAGCUGCACGCCAUGGUACCCCAAAACCUGAUGCAUCUAUAUCUAGCAAAGGCCAUUUGAGUGUAUCAGAUUUACUCGAUUAUAUAGCCCCAGAUGCAGAUAUGAAAGCCCAAAAGAAACAAACUCGUGCAAAACUGCUGAAAGUAAAGCCAGAACAAAAUGAGGAAUCCAUGGUCAAUGAGGUUCCAUUAACAGAAGAAGUAUCAUCACCAAAACCUCCUGUUCCACAUAAAGAGAUUAAAUCUCAACAACAGGAUACAAAACUUGAUUUGAUUGAAAAGGAACAACAAAUGAUUGAUGCUAUUAUAGAAGUGGACAACUCAGAUGAAGGAUGGCAAGAAGCUAUUUCUAAAGCAGCUCGUAAAUCUUCAACUUCUAAAAAACCAAAUCUUGCAAAACUAAACACAAAGUAUCGAUCAAAACCCGCUAAUUUCACAUCCCCGAGAACCACCACCGUUGAAUCCGGUACUUCCGCCGGACCACCACCUACUGCCGCCAAGAAGUUCGUUAAAAGCGCAAGCUUCAGCCCAAAAUCAACUCCUUUAAGUCCAGUUAUCCAAUCCAUCAGUGUCAAAGAAGCCGGAAAACUCUUCUCGUAUAAAGAAGUCGCCUUAGCUCCACCUGGCACCAUCGUCAAGGCGGUAAUGGUGGCGGAGAAGUCACCGGAGCAACCUUCUCCGGCCACCCAAACCGAAACCAAAAACACCGAAAAAGAAGUCAUUCCAGCUUCCGAACAGGAACAGGAAAAGGAAAAGGAAAAAAUGAUUGAUGAAAAGAAGGAAGAAACUGAAGUUAUUCCGGAAUCUAAUUCCAAUUCCGAUUCCGGGAAACCAGGGAAUGAAGGUUUGGAAGCUUUGGAAUUGGAAAAAGAUGGAAAAACACCGAAUGAUGGAAAAGAGAUGACAAAGAAGCUAUCUGCAGCUGCACCUCCAUUUAAUCCAUCUUUAAAAGAUCACGGAGGAAUAUUACCGCCACCUGUCAUCAUCCCCACUAUGUUGACGGUCAACCCGACACAUAGAUUGCCACAUCAGUCAGCAACCGCGCGGGUUCCAUACGGUCCACGUCUUUCCCGGGUCCCACGGACUAAACCCGCAUUCCAUGACCCGCGAAUCAUGAACCCGCAUGCAGCUGAGUUCAUACCGAGUCAACCGUGGGUCCCGCAUGGUUACCUGGUUUCACCCGAAGGCUACCCUAUCGCGAUAAACGGUUUCGGUUUCCCCGCAGGUUAUCCUGUGUCCCCGGUUGACUCGGUGGAAUCUCCAUCUGUAAUUACUCAGGGUGUUGAGGAAAAUAACGAGUCGGUCCUGGUUGACUCGGUUGGCGAAACUCAAUCUGAAAUUGUUACUGAGUCACCAGAAACGGAUGAAACGGUGUGAAGCUCAUUAUUUUUCCUGAGUGAAAUAGUUUAUGUAGCUCAGAGGCAUUGGUUUGAGAAAAACUAAUGCUAUUAGUAUUCUCAUUGGGGCGGGGCAUGUAAAAAGACGAUUUUACCCCUUCACAUGCACUCGCGGAGAACGUUGAUGAAGAGAAGUUGUCUGAGUAUUUGUUUUUUAGUCGAUUGAGUGAAGUUGCAUUUUCUCAAUUGGUGAGUGGUGUAACUUUUAUCUUUCAGGCAUUUCUUUGACUUUCUUGUGAAGAAACUUAACUGGGUUAAUUGAUAUAUGGUUUAUAGUUUAUUGAUUAUGUUUUAUCA
This is a messenger RNA of Lactuca virosa, 5309 nucleotides long. NCBI's taxonomy places the organism in Eukaryota, Viridiplantae, Streptophyta, Magnoliopsida, Asterales, Asteraceae. The record is from the annotation of a GenBank genome assembly.